Messenger RNA from Babesia ovata, 627 nucleotides. RefSeq names its product DNA excision repair ERCC-1. The transcript has 4 exons. The record is from RefSeq and is a predicted model, not a curated record. Gene Ontology annotation, biological process: mitotic recombination; UV-damage excision repair; nucleotide-excision repair. The coding region runs from base 1 to 627 and encodes 208 amino acids. Gene Ontology annotation, molecular function: single-stranded DNA binding; damaged DNA binding. Gene Ontology annotation, cellular component: nucleotide-excision repair factor 1 complex; nucleus; ERCC4-ERCC1 complex. NCBI's taxonomy places the organism in Eukaryota, Apicomplexa, Aconoidasida, Piroplasmida, Babesiidae.
AUGGACCCCGAAGCUGCCACGCAAGGGGAAAAGCAUUGCAUCGUUGUAUCGCCGAGGCAACGCGGCAACCCACUGAUCAGACAUUUCGUCAAUGUCACGUGUGUAGAGGGGGAAACACAUUACGACUACAAACUGACGGAGAGCAUCCAGGCGCUCUUCCUGUCUUUGAAGUAUCAUCGGAUGCACAGAGGCUACAUUGGCGCACGGUUGAAGCAUCUGCGCCAGCACAGGGUGAAGAACCCGUUCAUAGUGUGCCAGGUUGACAUCGAAGACCCGCAGGAUACCAUAGCGGAGAUCACAGUAAUCACGUUUACACUUGGAUAUCGUAUGCUCCUGAGUUGGAGCGCUCGGGAGAGUGCGGCGGUGUUGGAGGCACUCAAGAUAGACGGUCAUAAGGGGCUUGAGUUCCUCAACCCAAGGCUGGAGCAGCCUCACCUUCAAAUUGUUCAGCGCAUAAUUGCUUCCAUCAGACAUGUUAACAACACGGAUUCUAUUGCCAUAGCGUCCCGGUGCAGCACUGUCAAGCAGUUGAUGCAGAUCAAACCCGAGCAGCUCGAAAAUAUACACGGUCUGGGCAAGAGGAAGGUGAAGGCCAUACUAUCGGCUUUCAACGACACGUUUUUCUGA